Messenger RNA from Callorhinchus milii (elephant shark), 3302 nucleotides. RefSeq names its product ranBP-type and C3HC4-type zinc finger-containing protein 1. Gene Ontology annotation, molecular function: ubiquitin-protein transferase activity; ubiquitin binding. Bases 148 to 1746 code for a protein of 532 amino acids. Gene Ontology annotation, biological process: positive regulation of canonical NF-kappaB signal transduction; proteasome-mediated ubiquitin-dependent protein catabolic process; protein linear polyubiquitination. The transcript has 13 exons. NCBI's taxonomy places the organism in Eukaryota, Metazoa, Chordata, Chondrichthyes, Chimaeriformes, Callorhinchidae. Gene Ontology annotation, cellular component: LUBAC complex. The record is from RefSeq and is a predicted model, not a curated record.
AGACUUUCACUUUUUCUUUCCAGUUUUGGAUUACUAGGUUUCAUGUAAAUAGUCCUCCCUACCUCCUGGAUGUUAGUAGACCUCUGCCCUUUCAGUGUGUUUUGAAGUGAAAUUUCCCCUAGAGAUCUGCUUGAUUGAUGUCAAAAGAUGGCAGAGUCUGGCCCUGCAAAGGAAAAGUCCUGUGUACGGGAGGACCUGAUAAAAGCAGCAGAGGCAGCUGCUCUGAAGCUGAGCAAAGCGAUCGAACUUGGAGACAGAGAGACAGCAGCUCGCUGCACUGAGAUCCUGGUUGAGCAAUGUGCCCUGGUCAGUGUAAAGCUAAAGAAAGAGGUUUACCCUAAAACAGAAAUCCGUUUGCGAGUCGGAGUGGAAGAUUCCCAAGUCCGCAACAUUCCCAUCACUAUUAAUGUGCUCCCCUACAUGACCAUCGCAUCCCUGAAGGAUAAGGUGUACAGAGAUUAUGGAUUCCAUACCAAAGUGCAGAAGUGGAUCAUUGGCCAGCGCCUGGCAAAAGACCAGGAGACGCUGUACUCUCACAACAUUAAGAGAGACGGGGACAUGGCCUUUCUCUACCUGCUCUCAGCCAAGCAGGCCAACCUCACUCGCAGGCAACACGAAGAAGACCAGAGACUGCUUCAGCCAGGCGCCUUGUCCACAGACGGGAAUGAGGACAGUGUGGAGGCGACGCAAACUGAAGAGGUUCUUCCCGGGCUGGAGGCGCGUGGUACGCAGAACCCCGAAGUAAACAAAAGAUACCCGACACAAGAACAGCCAGCAGCCCAGCCAGCACUGCCGGUUGGAUGGGUGUGUGUGAAGUGUACGUACAUGAAUAAACCGACUCGUCCUGGCUGUGAAAUGUGCAGCGAGGCAAAGCCAGACAACUAUAAGAUCCCUGACAUUUACCAACCUGAUGAGGAGGAAGUACAGAGGAUAAAGGAUGCAGAGGACAGUUUGAAGCAUUAUAAAGAGUUUGUUGAACAAGAGCGGAAGCAAAAUUACCAGCAGCUGCUGCAGACUGAUGACCUGAACCUGAUCUCAACUGGGGAAGAUUUUGAUUGUCCAGUCUGCUUCAUGACCCUGGCUUCUGGAGAGGGCGUUACUCUUCGGGAGUGUUUGCACUCCUUCUGCAAGGAAUGUCUUAAGGGGACGAUCCUGAACAGCGGGGAUGCUGAUGUGACCUGCCCAUUCAUGGAUGAUCAGUACUCUUGUGACAAAAAAAUACUGGAACGAGAGAUCAAAUCUCUCCUGACGGAUGAGGAGUACCGGGGAUAUUUGGACAAAAGUUUAGCGAUUGCAGAGAAUCGCAGUGAAAACAGUUAUCACUGUCAAACCGUUGACUGCCGGGGCUGGUGCAUCUAUGAGGACGACGUGAACGAGUUCCAGUGCCCGCUGUGCAAGAAGAAGAACUGUUUGCUGUGUAAAGCGAUACACGAAGAGAUGAACUGCCAGCAAUAUCAGGACGAUCUGAAAAUCCGAGCUCUGAAUGACGAUGCUGCAAGGCAGACAGCGGAGAUGCUCAUUACCCUGCUGAAGGAAGGGGAGGCAAUGCAUUGCCCUAAAUGCAAGAUUGUGGUUCAGAAAAAAGACGGGUGCGAUUGGAUCUCUUGCAGUAUGUGCAAAACCGAAAUCUGCUGGGUGACAAAGGGUCCUCGCUGGGGCCCGUUGGGCAGAGGAGACACCAGUGGAGGAUGCCGUUGCCGGGUCAGUGGUGCACUGUGCCAUGUCAACUGUCAGAACUGCCACUGAGCAUUCCCACUGUCCCUGUGGGGACAGACCAAGCCAUCGAGUUCAAUCAAAACUAAUGCAGUCAUUUGGCAACAUCUACAAUACUAAUUCUGCCUGCGUUUGAAAUGUUUCAUCUUUAUGGGUAUUGUUAAAGUGUUUCAUAAACAAUCUUUGUAUACUCAGUACCGUCUAUUUGUAGGUGAGAGCGGUAGUCAAUUUGCACACAGCAAUAAAAACCCCACAAACAACCAUGAAGCGAACAACCCAUUAUAUCUGGAGGACUGGCUAAUAUCUUUUAAGUCCUACCUGAGUAGACGGGUCCUCAGUUUAAUGCACUUCCAAUAAUACAGCACCUUCAGCCUUUCUGCCCCCACCCUCUGAAACUCCACCCUCCUCCUUCAAGACUCAUCUCACGACCUUCCUCUUUGACCAUGUCUUCGGUCAUCCUUCCACCUCCACCCCUGUUGACUGCAAACCCCAGCUCAGGUGCAAACCCUUCAGUGUGGAGUGCUUUUGGAUGUCCUCUCGACAUGAAAGCUUCUGAAUAAAUUACAAUUUGUUGGUGGAGGGAGGCAUAGAUCUGAAAUGGUUGUGAGAAGAGCGAGCUCCAGAUAAAACAUGUCUAGAAUUAAAUCCAAUAUACUGGACAAAGUCACUUCUGCUUACAUACAAAUCCAAUGGGUUGACCAUAUUCUGAUCAAUUUAAAUAACUUCCUACCUUUGGGUUGAUGGGAUGAAAGUGUCUCAUCAACAACUUGUAUUUAUAUAGCGCCCUUCACACAGGGUAGAGUGAAGAUGGUUCUCAGUCAAAUGAGUUUUGGGAGUCUUCACUCAGUUCCUAGUGGGCUGAAGACCUGUAGCAUAGAUUUUGGUAUUAAAUUGGCAAUUUCACUUGAACGUUGAUUGUGGGUAAUGGGAAUGCACACACCAGAACUCACAACCUCAAAUGAGGUGGAAAUUUCAGUUUGAUUUUGAUGAAUUUGAGCCAUAUUGUGUUCUUUUUCAUACGCUUUCUUAUUGAAUAAGAAACUCCUUUUGAACUAUGGGAUUACAAUGCAAGACGUCUGUGUGGAGUAAGUUUGAUUAAAGCAAUCGAUCGCUGUAAUAAUUAAUCAAGAUGAUGUCACUUGAAGCAAGCUCGACAGCACUCAACUAUGCGUUUAGCAGCGAUGUGCGUUAGUGUUCGAUAGGUGUGGGCUGCAUUUCUUGGGUUUUAAGUGUUUUACUUGUCACAGGUGUCGGCCUCGAAGGGGGAACAUAGGGGAAAACAGAGAGGAAAAUCUCUGACAUGGCCAGAUAAGUUUUGCUUCCUCCCUACCCCCAGCAUUAAGAUUGCAAUGUUUAUAAAUGCAGCUUACUUACCAUCAACAGGAGUGUUUCAUUGGUAUUUUUUUGCCCAAUCUCACAGGAACCUGAUUGUUGCAGAACUCAAUAUUGUAGCAGUAAUGUACAACGUGUAGUUAAUUUGAGAUAAUUUGUAUCUCCAAAUCUAAUCUGGCACAAAGGUGAGCGUUCUUUUCUGUGCAUGGAAAGGCCAUGUGGAAUUUUAUUGCAAUUUAAAUAAAAAUAUUUUUGGA